GCUGCGACGCAGCUUCUUCCUAUUCUUCUCUUCCAUCACACUUCGCCAGCCAUGAUCAUCGCGAGGCACGGCGCAUCGCUAGCGCUCCUCGUGCUAUCAGCCAUUGCGCUGCUAGCCUCGACGGCAGCGUCACUGGGCGUAGUCUCCUUCGACUAUGGCGCUGAUUCGCUCAAGACGGCCCUCAUCAAACCGGGAAUGACACCGGACGUCGUACUCACACGCGACUCGAAGCGCAAGCUGCCAGCCGUCGUCGCAUGGAAGAUGCAAGAUCGAUCCUACGGUACUGAUGCCCUCAAUCUCGCCACGAGGUACCCAGGGGACAGCUACCCAGCCGCCAAGCUGCUACUAGGUCGCUCUUUCUCCGACCAGGCAGUUGCCUCACGAUAUGCUCGUCUUCUGGCCGCCAACCUCACCGCUACGGACAGAAAUACAUUCGCCGUCACUAGAGCCACUGAUUAUACGCUCGACAACUCCGGACCGGACACCCAUACCGCCGAGGAGCUCGUGGGUAUGCAGCUCUCCCACGCCAAGAUGCUAGCAGAGGAGACGGCAGACGAAAAGCUCAAGGUCACCUACCCGGGAACUAUCGGCACCUUUGGCGGGCUAGACGCGGUAGUCACCGUCCCAGCAUACUGGACUGCUUCAGAGCGCCAGGCCAUCUUCGAUUCUGCUACCCUCGCCGGCUUCAGGCCAAGAAUCGUAAGCGAUGCAGCAGCCGCUGCCACCUCCUUUGCCCUCUCGCGCAACUUCCCAACGCCAGAGUUGCACCUACUCUACGACUCAGGCCACUCAGCCACGCGCGCCUCGCUUGUUCGCUUCUCGACCAAGUCUUUCCCCACGCAAGAUCUCUUCGGCACGUCACUCAAGGAGCAUACCUUCAUCGAGGUCCUCUCCGUCGGCUGGUCGCGCGACUCGGGUGGUCUCGCUCUGGACGACAUCCUUCGCCAAUUGCUCGUCCAAAAAUUCAAAGAGAAUUCGAGGGAGGACAUCGAGGCCAACCCACGCGCGAUGGCCAAAUUGCUUCUUUCGGCCUCCAAAGCCAAGCACGUCCUCUCAGCCAACAGCGAUGCGCGCGUAAACAUCGAGGGACUAAUCAACGACGUCGACUUCCGCACCUCGGUCACCCGCGAAGAGUUUGAGGCGGCCGUAUCCAAGCAGAAGCUCGACCAGGCCUUUUCCUCCGUCGUGGCUGACGCUUUGAAGCGCGGCGGCAACGCAAAGAUGAGCGACCUGUCCUCGGUCAUUCUCAUCGGCGGAACAUCUCGUGUUCCCCUCGUUCAAAAGUCCCUCAGCACGGCUGGCGUGCCCGCGAACCUGAUCGCUCAGAAUCUCAAUGCGGAUGAGGCCAUCGCGCUCGGUGCUGGCUUCUACGGUGCGAGCUUCAACCCGCAGCUCAAGAUGAAGCCCAUGCGCGUUGCAGACGUCAAUGCGUACCCCAUCGUGCUGCGCGAGUCGGACGGCAAGGAGGAGCUGCUGUGGAAGGGCAGCCCGGAGACGUUUGAGGAGGAGGUAAAGGCGCGAUAUUACGAUGGCGCUACGGAGGAUUUCUCCUUUGAGAUCGAGUAUGGGCCAGGGGCGGAGAAGUUGCUCAGCGAUGGGGAAUUCGAACGCCCGCUUUACCGCGUUGAGGUGGAGGAGAUCAACAAUACGCUCGCAGCGCUCAAGGCCGCUGGUGAGCUGAGCAAAGUGGAGACGAGUGUCAACGUCUCGAUCGCCAGCAGGCCGCUCGGUGCUGUUGUGGUGGAGAGUGCCUGGCUGACUGUCAAGCCAAAGAAGGGCGGGGUCGUCGGUGCCCUGCGCAACUUCUUUGGCGGGAGCGCUGCGGGAGAUGAGGCGGACAGCGCUGCGGCAGUCGACGUCGACGCCGCUGGCUCGGAAGCCUCGGCGGACAACGCUACCAACGUCAGCUCAGCGACGAACUCGAGCAGUACCCCCGUCGCGGACGCCCUUCACCCUCGCCACGUCCGCCUCUCCGUAAAGACGAUUCCUCUCGGCUCCAUCAAGCCCAUGUCAGGCGAAACGCAGACCAAGUCAAAAGACAAGCUCUACCUGGCCGAUGCCGCAGCACGCCGCAAGCUCCAGACAGAGGAAGUACGCAACAAGCUCGAGUCCUACAUCUACCGCGUCCGCGAGCUCACCAGCUCCGACGCGCCGGCCGGGUUCGUGGCGGCUUCCAAACCCGCAGAGAGGGAGAAGAUGGCCAAGUUGGCCGGGGAGAUUGGGGAGUGGCUGAGCGCUGGUGGCAAGUCUGUGGAGCGGGCAAGCGCGGAGGAGUUGAGGGGUAAGCUGGGUAGCCUGGAGAAGCUCGUCCAGCCCGUCGAACGCAGGCAGGCCGAAGCCCGGGGAAGGAAGAGUGCGAGCAGCAAGAUGAACCGUGUCCUCUCUGACGCACGCGACUUCCUGACUCAAGCUGACGCAAACCUCACCGAGGCCGUCGCAUCCGGGACUAGCUCCCGUUUCGCCCGAACGGACUUGGAUGCGCUCGAGACGCAGAUCAAGGCGGAGGGCGAUUGGUUUGCGAAGGUGGAGAAGGAGCAAGAGAAGAAGGGCCAAGAUGAGGAGCCUGCUUGGCGUGUGGAGGAGGUGGAGAAGCGUAGUAAGAAGUUGGCGGAUAAGGUGGGUAAGCUGAAGAAGAGGAGGAUACCGAAGACGCGACCUGUUGCGAGUGGCAAGAGGGGAGACAACAAGACGAGCAGCAGCAGCAGCAGCAGUACGGCAAGCGCGGCUGAUGAGACGCCUAAGCACGAGGAGUUGUAGGCGCGCGACGACGUAGAGGGAGCGGAAUGGUGGGGUCCAGGAAGGAAUAGAAUCGCAGUCACGAGUGGGACGCCCAUACAAUCAUGCAAACGAUGUUCUCUCUAUUCCAUUCCUCUGCUCGCCUGCUCAACGCACAGACCAAAGUUGCA
Messenger RNA from Jaminaea rosea, 2906 nucleotides. Its product is annotated as actin-like ATPase domain-containing protein. Gene Ontology annotation, biological process: endoplasmic reticulum unfolded protein response; negative regulation of hypoxia-induced intrinsic apoptotic signaling pathway; cellular response to hypoxia. Gene Ontology annotation, cellular component: endoplasmic reticulum chaperone complex. The coding region runs from base 52 to 2757 and encodes 901 amino acids. NCBI's taxonomy places the organism in Eukaryota, Fungi, Basidiomycota, Exobasidiomycetes, Microstromatales. Gene Ontology annotation, molecular function: ATP-dependent protein folding chaperone; ATP binding. The transcript has a single exon. The record is from RefSeq and is a predicted model, not a curated record.